Molecule: messenger RNA, 3851 nt
Organism: Tinamus guttatus (white-throated tinamou)
Lineage: Eukaryota; Metazoa; Chordata; Aves; Tinamiformes; Tinamidae
Source: RefSeq, a predicted model, not a curated record
AUGUCGGUCAAGCAUGAGGAGGCGCCGCAGAGAUCCAGCUCGGAGGGACUCGCAGAGUUGAAGCUGGAGUUGCAGGGGUUGCCACGUGGCUUGAAACAGCCCCCUACGAGUCCGCACCGUCCUAGCCAGGAGCCGCACGUGGCAGAUGGAGCUGGGGGAGCCGGCAGCGAGGAGCAGCCUCCUGUGGACGUGGCCGGCCCCUUUCCAGAAGUGACGCUGAAGGUCCACGUGAGCGAUGCCAGCACACAUCAGCCGCUAACUGAAGCCUUCAUUGAGAUUUUUACCAACCAGAUUUCCAUUGCAUCUGGCACCUCGGGAGCAGAUGGCACUGCCUUCCUCAAGUUUCAGUAUAAGCUGGGCAAUCAGCUGAUAGUGACUGCUAGUAAACAUGCCUAUGUGCCAAAUUCUGCACCAUGGAAACCUGUAAGAUUGCCUGUGUUCUCCUCACUGAGUCUUGGCCUUCUUCCUGAACGCUCAGCUACUUUAAUGGUCUAUGAUGAUGUAGUCCAGAUAGUCUCAGGAUUUCAAGGGGCGCGGACUCAGCCACAAGUUCACUUUCAGAGAAGAUCUGUGAAAUUACCAGAGAACACGAGCUACAGUGAUUUGACAGCCUAUCUAACAGCAGCCAGUUCACCCUGGGAAGUGGACAGUUUUCCCCAUUUGCAGGGAUUAGAUGGAAAUGGAACAGGUAACAGCACUAGGUACGACCUCACCCCCGUCACGGCAGUCAGCGUUCACCUGCUGAGCAGCGAUGGGACCCCGGUCCCCGUGAACGGCCCCAUCUACGUGACAGUGCCUCUGCCCCCCAACAGCAACCUCAAGCACAAUGCACACGUCCCAGCGUGGAGGUUUGACCAAAAAUUCGGGACAUGGCUGAAGAGUAGUUUUGGCCUUGUACAGCAAGAAGGAAAUCAAUUGACUUGGACUUACAUUGCACCUCAGCUGGGCUACUGGGUUGCAGCUAUGUCACCUGCUAUCCCAGGUCCUGUUGUCACACACGACAUUACCAGCUAUCAUACGAUGUUUCUUCUGGCAAUCUUAGGAGGGAUGGCUGUCAUCCUUCUUGUCUUGCUGUGUCUCCUUUUGUAUUAUUGCAGAAGAAAAUGUUUAAAACCACGUCAGCACCAUAAGAAGCUGCAGCUUCCCACAGCACUGGACACUUCCAAGAAGGAUCAAGCAACCUCUAUGUCACAUAUAAAUUUAAUAUUUUCCCGGCGCGAGUCAGAGUUUCCAGGCGGGCUCUCUGUUGCUAGCAAUGGACACGGCGAAACCUCAGGAGCCAAGGAAUUAAUCAGCGCUGUCCGCAUGGAGAUGGUGUCCGCCAGCGGAGAAGCAGAUCUGCACACACCUAUGCUCAAACACUCGUUCACCACUUCCCAGGAGUUUAGCUCCCGGGAGGAGCUGCUUUCUGACAAGGAGAAAGACAAGAGCAGAAUUUCCUUGGAUGACCUGACUCCCAGCGGGUCCCUGAGAAAAGACUACCACAAAUCAGCUGAUAGUUUUCCUUUAAAGACAAGAAAAUCUACAGAAACUGUUGAGGGCUAUGAGUCCCCCAUCAAAGAUGAGUACAGGAGAAGCUACAACGCUAUGCUGUCUCAGCCUCUGUUUGAAAAGCAAGAGAGAGAAAUCCAAGUAUCUAUGAAUCAUAUAGCUACUGGAAGUAAAUACAAUAUUCAGGAACAAAUAUACCCCACACCUCCAGCCCCCGAAAAAGAACUGUUGGACUGCAGACCUACUGAAUGUAUGAUGUCUCGUUCAGUGGAUCACCUUGAACGACCUACAUCUUUCCCUCGACCAGGUCAGUUAAUUUGCUGCAAUUCUGUUGACCAAGUUAACGACAGUGUUUACAGAAAAGUUUUGCCCGCGUUGGUCAUUCCAGGUCACUACAUGAAAUUACCGGGCGAACACCCUUACGUUAGCCAGCCGCUGGUGGUUCCAGCUGACCAGCAGAUUGACAUAGAAAGACUCCAGGCGGAGCUCCCGAACCCCCACGUGCGGCUUUUUCCGCACCCGCCGCAGCAGCUGCAGCCGCAGCAGUUGGCCUCGCAGGCAGUAUCUCAGCAGCAUUUGCAGGACGCAGGUGCAGCUGAGUGGAGCCAACAAAACGCUUCCAUGUCCGAAUCUAUCUCCAUUCCUGCCUCGCUGAACGAUGCAUCCCUGGCGCAAAUGAACAGCGAAGUGCAGCUCCUUACAGAAAAGGCUCUGAUGGAACUGGGAGGGGGGAAACCCUUGCCUCAUCCUCGGGCAUGGUUUGUUUCUCUAGAUGGGCGUUCCAACGCUCACGUUAGACAUUCGUACAUUGACCUCCAAAGAGCCGGUAGGAACGGGAGCAACGACGCCAGCUUGGACUCCGGCGUUGACAUGAACGAACCCAAAUCUGCCCGCAAGGGAAGAGGAGGAGAGCACCCGUCGGCGGCGCCGAGCCACCCCGCGGCGCCGGAGCAGCAGCAGCAGCAGCAGCAGCAGCGCAGCGCGGACGCCACGUCCUACACGCAGCUCGUGUGCCUGGAGGACAUGGACCAGAGCGGCAGCGAGUGCGGCACGGCCGUGUGCAGCCCCGAGGACAGCGCCCUGCGCUGCCUGCUGGACGGCCCCGGCAAGAGGAGCGGCGCGCAGCUGCCCAGCCUGCAGGAGGAGAGCAGGACUGCGGAGCCCAGGCCGGAGCCCUCAACGAGCCCCGCGCGCGGAACGGCCCUUCGCGACGAGGACGAGGACGAGGAGGAUGACCAGGGUGAGGAUAAGAAGAGUCCUUGGCAGAAACGAGAGGAAAGACCACUAAUGACAUUCAAUCUAAAGUGAGCUGUUGUGAAAAUCCACCGUUCCGUGGAGUAUAAAAUUGCCAAAUAUUCUUUCUGUGGAAGUGCUUGAUUUUUUUUUCUUUUUUUUUUUUUUGUUGUGGAGAAAAAAAAAAAGAGAAAAACUGUGGUGAGCAACUUUUGAAAGAACUUAUAAUGCAUUACUGUGUAAAUGUUAGAAAAGAUUUAAAAUCAUUCCUCUGAUUUAACGGCUGCCUCCAGUGAGAUAGCUGAACAAAGAGUGUGAUUGUUAUUCCAUAUACUUGAUAUUGGUCAUCCAGGAUGUUAAAAAUGCUGACAGAUUGUUUGGGUUGGUUUAUGACCUCAAUCUCCUUAUGAAUGGGAGCUGGUAAAACUGUUGUUAGAUAGGCCCAUUUUAUGUUGAUAAUGCUACUGAAAGAGUAUCUUAAAAACCCUAGUUUGACACGUGGUGUCCAAAAUUGUGCAUUAUCUCAAUGAAAGGCUAUGCAUUGCUGCUUUUAGUAAUAUUUUGCUUCUACUAUGCUUUUCUUAAUUUUACAAGUUGGUUGUAAACAUUUUAUGUCCUUUAUUAUAAACUACUCAGCAAUUUUUUUAAUGUAAAACUGCAGGAAACUUGAGUAGCAUCCCUUAGCAUUGAAGCCUUUUUCUGAAACCAAACUGAACUUUGUGUCAACUAAGACUCCUCUAAUUCUGGUCCCACUUACUCAAAGUGCCUUUUUUACAGUAACAAUGAACAGUCCCUUCUUUUGCUAACUCCUUUUAAUUGACCCCGUUUGGGAUUUUAUAAACUUCUGGACUUUCACCUUUUACUUUAAGCUGCAUGCCAAGAGUCCCGUUUUGUGCUGAGCAUUUCUCAUUUCAGUACAGCGUAUUCUGUAACUAUCAUGUAUAUUGUGGAUUCUGUUUAGCCAGGGUAGACUUAGAGGACAUUUUAAAGGCCCCAGGGUAGCCAAGAAGAUAGUUUCAUGGGCUGUAUAUAUUGUUAGUUUUCUCUGAAGCAUAUGAGCUCAUCUUGCUCAUGUAAAACGGACUGUGGACCGAGCAAGUAGACUGAAUGUGUCUAAAAAAGUUUUU